This is a messenger RNA of Oncorhynchus tshawytscha (Chinook salmon), 4365 nucleotides long. Its product is annotated as zinc finger and SCAN domain-containing protein 2. Bases 191 to 2449 code for a protein of 752 amino acids. Lineage: Eukaryota; Metazoa; Chordata; Actinopteri; Salmoniformes; Salmonidae. The transcript has a single exon. Gene Ontology annotation, biological process: regulation of transcription by RNA polymerase II. The record is from RefSeq and is a predicted model, not a curated record. Gene Ontology annotation, molecular function: zinc ion binding; DNA-binding transcription factor activity, RNA polymerase II-specific; RNA polymerase II cis-regulatory region sequence-specific DNA binding.
CACUCCGACCUGUGAAAGGCAGCAAUACGCAACACAGCGUAUUGCUGCCGGAAACUACCAAGAAGAAGUAAUGUAAAUGUUCUCUGCUUGAAGUAUAAUUCCUACCAUGCAAUGGGCACCGCAAUUUGGGUGAAACAUCGACUUUAUUUGCUUGAUAUUGAGGAUAUCUCGUUGAUAGCUCUACCCCAAAAUGGACCUGCUGCUGCAAAUGGACAAUUUCGAUAGCACCAUAGAGGAUUGGGCUACAUAUAUCGAGAGACUUGAGCAGUAUUGCUUUGCUAACGAUGUAGAAGCUGAAAGGAAAGUGGGGGUACUUCUGGGUGUAAUGGGAGCUAAAACAUAUAACUUGCUAUGUACCCUUACAGCACCGACAAAGCCAGAAGAGAAGACUUUCAAAGAGAUUGUAAACGCGUUACAGACCCAUCUAAAUCCAAAGCCGCUGGUCAUAGCCGAACGUUUCCGAUUUCACAAGCGGAAUCAGCAAAAGACAGAGUCAAUACCGGAGUACAUUGCGGAGCUCCGCCAGCUCUCGCAGUAUUGUCAGUUCGGACAGGGAUGGUCGGAUGCGCUCAGAGACAGGCUGGUAUUCGGGUUACACAACGAGAGCACACAGAAACGGCUCUUAUCAGAAAUAGAUCUGACAUUGGCGCGCGCAUUGGACAUAGCCAUAUCAAUGGAAACUGCCGAAAAAGAUACAGGAGAGUUACAGAGGAAAAAUACAGUGGAAUGCACAGUGAACAAGUUGAACACCCGAGGUAAAGAGAAAUCACAGGCAUGCUUUCGGUGUGGUAAAAAGUCACAUGACCCUGUCGAUUGCUGGUUUAAAGACAAAGACUGUAGACAAUGUAACAAAAGAGGACACAUACAGAAAAUGUGCAAAUCGAAGCAGAGUGAUAAAAAGUCACCCAAAACAGGAAAGAGAGAAGGAGAAGUGCAUCAGGUUACUGAAACUGAUUCAAAUGACUCUGAUGAAGAAGACAUGUCAUGUCUUGAACUUUUCUCUCUUAAAGAGACAGAUCGCAAAAUAAUCUGUGUGACACCUGAGGUAGAGGGGGUGGCACUAAAGGACACAAUGUUUGACAGCAAGGACAUCAGUUCACAUACAGAUAGACAAUUGCGUCAGAGAACGUUGGAGAAAGGGAAGGAAAUGGCCACAAUCUCUGAUGAUGGUGAUGAUGGUUAUGAUGGUAUUGAUGAUGAUGAUUAUGAUUAUAAUGAUGAUAAUGGUGACGACGAUUAUGAUGAUAAUAAUGGUAAUGAUCAUUAUGAUGCUGGUGACAGUAGUGAUAAAGAUGGUGAUGAUGAUGAUGCCUGUGACAACAGUUCUAAAACCAGAGACAAGCCCUACCACUGCUUAGACUGUGGUAAGAGUUUUACCCGAGUCUAUCAUUUAAAAAGACACAAGCAAACACAUAACAAAGAAAAAUUUCACCAAUGCUCUGAUUGUGGUAAAAGCUUCACUCGACCGGAACAUUUGAAAAAACACCAGCGAAGCCAUAUGACUGACAAAUCAUACCAUUGCACUAACUGUGAUGAGUGUUUCUCUAAAGCAGCACAACUAAGAAGUCACAUGAAAGUGCAUGCCGGGGAAAAGCCUCACCUCUGCACCGAUUGUGGGAAACUAUUCCAGUCGUUACACGCGUUUGAAAGACACCAACAGAAACAUGCUGGAAAGAUGCUUCACCAAUGCUCAGACUGUGGUAAAGGUUUUACCAGAGCCUAUCACUUGAGAAGACACCAGAAUACACAUAAAGAGAAGUCUAAUUACUGCUCUGAUUGUGGUAAGAGCUUCACUCGUCCGGAAAAUCUAAAACGACACCAGCGGAAACACAAGGAAAAGACACGUUACCACUGCUCUAUGUGUGAGGAGAAGUUCUCUACACAGGCAAUGUUAAAUAGUCACCUGCAGGUACAUGUUGGAGAGCUACCUCACCAUUGCUCUGACUGUGGAAAGGCGUUCUCAGACAAAAGACAAUUUGAGAUCCACCAGAAAAGACAUCAGCGAAAAACUGUAAAAAAGAGGUCUUACCUUUGCAGUGACUGUGGAAUGACUUUCAACAAGCCAAGCACAUUUAAGGUGCACCAGAGAUCUCACACAGGAGAAAAACCAUACAGCUGCUCAGAGUGUGGGAAGAGUUUUGUCCAGUCCACCACACUCCGGAUCCACCUCCAGUGGCACGCUGGGGAGAGGGCCAGCUACUCCUGCCCUGUCUGUGGGAAGACUUUCUCUCGAGCUGACAGUGUGAGGAGACACCAGAUGGUUCACACAGGAGAGAGACCUCAUGAGUGCCACUGCUGUGGGAAACGCUGCUUCCGACGGAGUGCUCUGAUCAUACAUAUGAGGAGUCACACUGGAGAGAAACCAUAUGUUUGUUCUGAGUGCGGGAAGAGGUUCUCCCAAGACGGUGACCAGAAACGACACCAAAUAAGACACCACCCUGACCUCUGACCUGAAGAGGACAGCAGGCACAGGCAGGCUUCAGUACAGGCAGACAGGCACCCAAAUCCACCCUCAGCCCCUACCCUACUAGCUCAUACCCCUUAGCCCCUAUACCAGGGGGUCGCAAAGUCAUUCCUGGGGGGUCUAGUGGUUUUUACUAUUUCCCAUAUUAUGGCUAAAAUCUGCUAGCUAGCUAACCAAGAAUUGUAAUGAUGUAUUUGAGAGACAAGUGCUCAUUGUACAAAUGUAUUUGUUUUCAAUCAACAUUGGAGAUGAAAUAUAGCUUACAUGUUGUCAACAAUCUAAGCAAACUCCAUUUGUUUUGCCCCAUAGUUGCGCACGCAUCUGUUUUGUUGCUAAACAACCAACCCCUCUAUGCAGAUGUUGAAGCACCGUUGCUUGGAAAAACUCCCUAGAAAGGCAGGAACCUAGGAAGAAACCUACAGAGGAACCACAUUCAUAAUUGUUUUUGUAACUAUAUUUCUAUCCAUUCAUCAUUGUGUACAGUAUUCAUGGUGCAUUCAAUAGAUGGAAAACAACAAAAAAUGAUUUAGCAAAGCAGGAUACUAGCUACAACUAUAGUUAUUUAUCCCAGUAGCCUACAUUAUGCACAGAAACCACGUGAUAGGCUUCUGAUCACCGAAAAGGUCACUAGUUAGCCACAAAGUAAGGUCUGCCUACUUGACCAAUCAGAUGAAUGUUGAACGUGUAUGCUGGCUUACAGUUUGCAGGCAACGACCAAUCAGAUGAGGGAGUGUGAUGACCGUAUGCCGACCGGCAUGCAGGGGCAGACGAGAGACAUGCAUUUGUUUUGUCUAGUGAUCCAUCAAUGAUUUGGUUAUUUAUUAUCCAUAAUAAAAACCAACAUUUCUAAAUGCAAAUCGGAAGUCUUAUUCAAACUCCGCUUGCAGGCUUUAUCAUGAUGUUUGCCCUUACUCAUAGUUACUUGUCUUAACCCUACAUAUGAGGACACCAAGGUCCGGACCUCAAAUUAAAAAAAAAAAAUUAAAAAAAACAGUAGCGGCACAGUUAUAAUGCAAAUAAACUACAAUAUAAACUGCAUGCUACAGUCCUACUGCAGUAUAACUAGUUGAACUUAAUAUGCACUUCAAUUGAACUGGACACUGAGUUGAUUGAAGACAGCAGUUCAUUUGAUAUUUUUUACAUUUUGUUACUAAGUAUGCGUGUCAAAUUACGGUUGAGUUAGAAUAGUAGAAUUACAAAAGGGGCAGUUUCAAAACUUAGUUGUGCAUCAGAAAUGUUCCUCUUGUUAUAUGUCACUCAUUGAAAGUCACUCAAUUAUUCCAUGUCAGUAAAAAAAUUAAGAUUGGUAAUUUAGUCUAGUUAGUCUAGCCAGCUAUCUGAAUUGCCAACCGGACCCCGAGAGGGCCCUACUGAUUUUGUUUGUCACGCUCACCAGAUAUCAUAUUAACAUGGCAUAAGUAAUGGAAAAAUGUGUAGAAUUGCAGGAACUUAACUUUGAAACUGAAAAAAUGUCUCCCCACCCCUGUUGGAAGAAGAAAAAUUGAGGACUUAAAAAUGUAGAUCUAUCUAUCUAUAUAUAUAUCUCUAUUUACUCCAAUAUCUGUAUUGUUUUUAAAAUUGCAUGUAGACAAAAAUGUACACUUUGAUUUUAAUUUUUUUCCCCAAAAUCCACAAGUAAUCCUCAAGUAAAACGUACACAGUUAAAUUGGCUGAUUUAAGAUAAGCUUCAAUCCUGUUACAUUAUUUGGCACUUGGGCACUCACUAUGGUCAUUUAUUUAACAUCUUGAUAUGAGAAUUUUUUAAAAUUAAGUUUACCACUUUUUGAUAGAAUGUUAAAAUUAGUUGAAAUAAAAGUUGCCCUAUUCAAAAUGUACUCAAUUGGUAGAAUGUUCCACUCACUCUGUCCUACCAGUUUUUAGAUGUCCGGUGUGAAACAUUU